This is a messenger RNA of Ictalurus punctatus (channel catfish), 879 nucleotides long. RefSeq names its product hairy and enhancer of split-related 15, tandem duplicate 2 (gene her15.2). Gene Ontology annotation, molecular function: DNA-binding transcription factor activity, RNA polymerase II-specific; RNA polymerase II cis-regulatory region sequence-specific DNA binding; protein dimerization activity. The transcript is spliced from 2 exons. Gene Ontology annotation, biological process: regulation of neurogenesis; anterior/posterior pattern specification; regulation of transcription by RNA polymerase II. The record is from RefSeq and is a predicted model, not a curated record. The coding region runs from base 68 to 538 and encodes 156 amino acids. Gene Ontology annotation, cellular component: nucleus. Lineage: Eukaryota; Metazoa; Chordata; Actinopteri; Siluriformes; Ictaluridae.
GGAUCCUCACUACAGACCACAUCUAACUCGCUCUCCUCAGAGAAGCACAAGCUCUCCUUCUGAAACAAUGGCUCCUGCGUACAUGAAUUCUGCUGACUACUCAAAGCUUUCCAACAAGGAAAAACAUAAACUACGAAAACCAGCGGUGGAAAAAAUGCGCCGUGAUCGUAUCAACAACUGCAUUGAGCAGCUUAAGGUGAUGCUGGAGAAAGAAUUCCACCAGCAAGACCCCAACACCAAGCUGGAGAAAGCUGACAUUCUGGAGAUGACUGUCAUCUUCCUGAAGCAGCAGCUGCAAAGCCAGAUCUCAGCGCCUCAGAAAGCUCACUGUGACGGUUACUCUCAGUGCUGGAAGGAGACCGUGAACUUCCUGUCUGACAACUCCAAACUGGACAUGACGCUUCAGCAUCUCAACCGCUGUCAAGAAGCCCGGAGAACACAGAAAGAUUUCCCAGUGUCUCCACGUUCCUCCCAGACCCACCAGGCUCCUGUCAAGCAGGACAUCAAUGUAAACAGAGCUGUGUGGAGGCCUUGGUAGGGACACUGAGCACAGAGACUCUCUCAUGUCAACCAAAUGGUAGUUUUACCAUCGCUAAGUAGGAGUGUAUUUUCCAUUCCAGUGAUUCAGAUCAUUUUCUCAUGUUGGGUUUUGAUCAGAAUUCUUAAAAGUAUGUUUAUUAUAUGUCCUCCCUAUGGGUUGGGCAAGGUUAUCAAUUAACCCAUGUUAUUACUCUUCAUAUUGAAGACUUACACAUUUUUUUUUUGUUUAUCUUAACUCCAGUGAAGUUUUAUUUAUUAAAUUAUUCUAAUUGAUUGUAUUUGUUACCUUUUUUAAUAAAAGUUUUGAAUAUGUAUUUCAUUUUUACAUGUUGCCUUAAA